GGCAGUAACGUAUGAUCUUUGCCUGUGAUUAGGCUACAGAGAUAACCAACAAGAUAGAAAGAAGGAAUGACACUGAAAGUUUCUAUUGCCAUUGAUCGUGGUGGAACGUUCACAGAUGUGAUCUACAAAGUAGGCACUGUGGAAAAGACGUUCAAGCUUCUGUCCGUUGACCCUGAUAACUACGAGGAUUCGAACAUCGAAGGUAUCAGGAGGGUGCUGGAGGAUGUGACUGGUGCGCAGAUUCCGAGGGGACAGUUGCUGGACACCAGUGCUAUCACGUCUAUCCGUCUAGGCACCACAGUUGCAACCAAUGCGCUGUUGGAGAGGAAGGGAGAACGCUGUGCACUCGUGACCACCAGGGGGUUCAGGGAUUUGCUGCACAUUGCUGACCAGUCACGUCCAGACCUCUUCGCCUUGAACAUCGUGAAGCCUGGUGUGUUGCACGAGUGUGUCGUCGAGGCAGACGAGAGAGUUACGAUGCCAGCAUUCACUGUUGACCCUACUGGAUACGAUGCCAAAGACCUUGUUGACGGCGAAAGAUAUGUCCUGGGGAGAACAAAUGAGGUGUUUGAGAUCAUUCAGCCAUUGGACACCGUGAAGCUGGAGAGUGACCUCAUCAAGCUCAAAGAAGCCACUGGAAUUGAGUCUCUGGCCAUUGUGUUUGUCCAUGGUUUCAACUUCCAACGUCACGAGAAACUCGCUGGUGAGAUUGCUCGUAAAGUUGGUUUCAAAAAUGUCUCUCUCUCACAUGAGAUUCUUCCUGUCUUGAAGAUGGUUCCACGAGGACAAUCUACCGUUGUUGAUGCGUACCUCACCCCAAUAGUCAAGGAUUACAUCUCACAAUUCCUCAAGGGACUCAGACCUGACUUCGCCAGGUUUACAAGGAUAGAAUUCAUGCAAUCAGAUGGAGGCCUGUGCAGCUGGGAGAACUUUUCAGGUCUUAAAUCUCUACUCUCUGGACCUGCUGGUGGUGUUGUUGGUGAAGCAAAGACGUCGUACGACAAGAUGCCAAUCAUAGGCUUUGACAUGGGUGGAACAAGUACCGAUGUUUCUCGUUUUGGAGGCCAUUAUGAGUUCUCCUUUGAGAAUGUUAUUGCUGGCAUCAAGCUGGCUGCUCCUCAGCUGGACAUCAACACUGUUGCAGCUGGUGGUGGAUCAAUUCUUUCUUACAAGAACGGAGUGUUCACAGUCGGUCCAGAGUCUGCUAGUGCACAUCCAGGUCCUGCUUGUUACCGUAAAGGUGGGCCUCUCACAAUCACAGAUGCUAACCUGUUUACUGGAAGAAUAGUUCCACAGUUCUUCCCGAAGAUAUUUGGGCCUAAUGAGGACCAACCAUUGGACGUUGAAAUCACUCGCCAGAAGUUCCAAGAGCUAGCAGAUAUCAUCAAUGCUGACAACCCGGAGAUGGACAAAUCAGCUGAAGAGAUUGCACUCGGUUUCCUGAAAGUGGCCAACUUCCAGAUGGCCAAGCCCAUCAGGGAGCUGACAGAUGCCAAAGGCCAUGAUAUCAGAAAGCACGCAUUGGCAUCGUUUGGUGGUGCUGGUGGCCAACACGCCACUUCCAUCGCAAAGGUGUUGAAGAUCAACAAGGUUCUCAUUCACAGACAUUCUUCAAUCCUGUCUGCUUAUGGUAUCUCUGUUGCAGAUUUGGUUCACGAGGAACAGCAGCCUGUUUCGGAAGUUUACUCAGAGGCAGCAAGAGAUAAGCUCAUUGAAGACUCUUCUAUGUUGUUACAGAAGGCAAUUGAUGCACUGAAAGCACAAGGUUCCAAUGAACAGUCCAUCAAGUCCACACUAUUCUUCAACAUGGGAUACAAAGGCUCCGACACCAGAAUCAUGAUUCCUCAACCUGAAGAUGGAGACUUCUUGUCAGUGUUCUAUGCCACUCACGAGAGAGAGUUUGCAUUCAAUGAUGCUGAGAAGGACGUUCUUGUUUCUGACGUCCGUAUUAGAUCUGAAGGUAACGCGGAGUUGGCCAUGUCGAAGGAGCCAUCACCAUUUGACGAAUCCUUUAAUACGUUUGAGGUCGACAAGUCAAAAUCAAAGAUUACUACCAAGAUAGUGUUCGAUGAGGGUGUUCUGGACUCUCAAGUGUUCUUCCUGAACGAGCUUACCACGGGCAAUGUUAUCCACGGCCCUGCUAUCAUCCUGGACUCUACUCAAACAAUCCUUGUGACUCCCGACUCCAAGGCAACUAUUCAUCCGAGACAUGUUGUUCUGGAUGUUGAAGUUUCCACUGUUAGAGACAACGUCUCAACCGAGCAUGUUGACCCUAUUCAGCUUGCUAUCUUUGCCAAUAGAUUCAUGUCCAUUGCAGAUGAAAUGUCCAGAACACUACAAAAGAUCUCUGUUUCCGCAAACAUCAAAGAGCGAAUGGAUUACUCUUGUGCUCUGUUUGAUAACCAAGGUAACUUGUGUGCCAAUGCUCCUAAUGUUCCUGUCCAUCUAGGCUCUAUGUCUUCUGCUAUUAAGUAUCAAUUGGACCAUUGGGAAGGCCAGCUGAAAGAAGGUGACAUCUUAUGUACCAAUUCACCAUCUGUUGGUGGUACACAUCUUCCAGAUAUCACCAUCGUUUCGCCUGUAUUCCAUGAUGGGGAAAUCCAGUUUGUUGUUGCAUCUCGUGCACAUCAUUCUGAGAUUGGUGGCUCAGCUCCAGGUUCCUCCUCUUCAUAUGCCCGUGAGAUCUACGAAGAAGGUGUUAAUAUUGAGACCUGGAAGAUUGUUGAUAAUGGAAAGUUCGACGACGAGGGCUUGGUUCACCACUUCUCAGAGGUUCCAAGGACGUAUGGCGUUUCUGGUACUCGAAACAUUGAUGAUAAUAUCUCUGACUUGAAGGCUCAAAUCGCUUCAAACCAACGUGGUAUCAACUUACUCAAGGAGCUAUUCAACGAAUACGGCAGUGAAACUGUGCUUUUCUACAUGAGAAAUGUGAAGAAGACUGCUGCUAUUGCUGUUGAGAACUUCUUGAAAGAGUUUGCUGUCAAGAACAAGGACCGUCUUCCACUUGUUGCUGAAGACUAUAUGGAUGAAGGCACCAAGAUUUGCACCAAGAUCGACAUCAAUCCUUCGACUGGCUCCAUCGUUAUCGACUUUACUGGAACUUCUUUAGAGUCUUACAGUAACUUGAACUCUCCAAAGUCGGUUACCUUUUCUGCAGUCAUCUAUGUCUUGAGAUGUUUGGUUGACAUGGACAUUCCAUUAAACCAGGGAUGUCUUGAUCCUGUUGAAGUUAUAAUUCCUGAAAACACACUGAUCAAUCCUUCACCUUAUGCUGCAGUGUGUGCUGGUAAUGGUAUGACUUCUCAAAGAAUCACAGACUGUCUCUUCAAAGCCUUUGGUGUCACCUCUGCCACUGGUGGAUGUAUGAAUGGACUGAACUUUGGCACUGGUGGAUAUAACGAAAAGGGUGAAAUGGUUAAAGGUUUCGGUUAUACCGAGACAAUUGGCCAAGGUAACUGUGCUGGUAUACUAGAGAAGAAUGGUGAAAGAUAUGGAUUCCAUGGGUUUUCUGGUACUCAAACAAACAUGACGAAUACCAAGAUCACUGAUCCUGAAGUCUUGGAGCUGAGAUAUCCAUGCUUCCUGAUACAAUACACCGUCAGAGAGAAUAGUGGAGGUAAGGGCAAGUUCAACGGUGGUGAUGGACUCAUCAGAGAGAUCCAGUUCAACUCACCUGUCCACUUAUCUCUUGUCACUCAAAGAAGAGUAUUUGCGCCAUGGGGAAUCUAUGGAGGUGAAGAUGGUAAGAAAGGUGAAAACUUCUUAGGUAGAAACAGAGGCAACGGUGUGAUUCAGUGGAUCCAGCUGCCAUCGCUGGCUGAGAUUGAGAUCAGAAAAGGUGAUAUUCUGAAACUUCUGACCCCAGGUGGUGGUGGGUUCGGAAGACCUGAGGACAGCGACGAGUUCUGGGGGCUGACCAAGUCCAGCGAGAAGAUGAAGAAGAGAGCUUUCCUUCCACUCAGUGGAGGAACUGUUGGUAAAAUCAAGGAAGCCACGGACUCUUCUCAAUAGAUUGGAUGGCUUGUCCUGGAUGUAUAGUACUUUGAAUCUACAAGUGUCUUUCCACAACU
Messenger RNA from Williopsis jadinii, 4070 nucleotides. Its product is annotated as 5-oxoprolinase. Gene Ontology annotation, biological process: glutathione metabolic process. The coding region runs from base 67 to 4011 and encodes 1314 amino acids. Gene Ontology annotation, cellular component: cytosol. Gene Ontology annotation, molecular function: 5-oxoprolinase (ATP-hydrolyzing) activity. NCBI's taxonomy places the organism in Eukaryota, Fungi, Ascomycota, Saccharomycetes, Phaffomycetales, Wickerhamomycetaceae. The record is from RefSeq and is a predicted model, not a curated record. The transcript has a single exon.